AGAAGAAGAAGAAGAAGAAGAAGAGCCAUGAAGGCUGAAGCGAUGAUGGCCAUGGAAGAGCAAAGAGCUGAGCCUGACAGCGCUGGUGGACGGUAUGGCGGAAUGAGCAGUGUCGUUAAGGCAGAAGACCGGAAAAGAACCAGCAGAGGAACGAUAACCCAAACCGAUCUUCUCCUGAGCAAAAAAUUACGAGCACCAGCGAGCAGGAUCAAGAUCCGCUUAAAUCCGCGCGAUCCGAAAUGGGCGAGGUGCGAGAAGAGAAUCAGAGGCUAAAGACGUACUUGGACCGCAUAAUGAAAGAUUACAAGACCCUCCAAAUGCAGUUCUUCGACAUCGUCAAGCCCGAUCAGGAGCAGCAGAAACCUUCAGAUGAUGAAGCAAUGACUAACGGUAACGAUGACAAGCAGCGAGCUGAAGAGUCUGAAGAGCUUGUUUCUCUCAGCCUGGGAAGAUCCCCCUCAAGCCAGCACUCAGAGAAAGACGAUGAGAAAAAUAAGUCGUCGAUUUCACCCCGUCCAGGGAAGUUGUUAUUCUUAGAGAAUAUCAGCAAAGAACAGCACUUGGAUCUCUCAUUGGACUGCAAAUUAUCUGAUGCAUCGACUACUGGGGUUGAAACUUUGCCAAAGAAUAAUAAUGAUAACAGCAAGGGUAGUCCUGCGACUAGCUUCGAAGAUCAUCAAAAGGAAGAAGCCGCUGAGACUUGGUCACCCAACAAAGUCCUAAAAACAAAGAGAUCAGGUGGGGAUGAUGAGGUUUCCCAGCAAAACCCAGUCAAGAAAGCUAGGGUUUCGGUGCGGGCUCGAUGCGAUGCAGCGACGAUGAACGAUGGAUGCCAAUGGCGAAAGUAUGGCCAGAAAAUUGCAAAAGGAAACCCAUGCCCUCGAGCUUACUAUCGGUGCACGGUCGCACCAUCGUGUCCCGUAAGAAAACAGGUGCAAAGGUGUGCUGAGGACAUGUCCAUUCUGAUAACCACAUAUGAAGGCACACAUAACCACCCGCUUCCGAUGUCAGCCACUGCUAUGGCAUCCACCACCUCGGCGGCCGCUGCCAUGCUGUUGUCCGGCUCCUCAAGCUCACAGCCAGGACAGAGUCACGGCACAUCCACCACUAUUGGGGCCGGCCUCCACGGACUUAACUUUUGUCUGCCUGAUUCUUCGAGAUCGAAUCAAUUUUACCUGCCCAGCUCGGUCAUGCCAUCUGCUCCUGCCCACCCGACAAUCACUCUCGACCUCACUUCCUCAAACUUAUCAUCGGCAUCAUCGACUUCAUCGCAUUUCAAUCGAUUCUCCUCCCAUACUUUCCCUUCAGCAACGUCAAGAUAUUCUUCCACAAGUUUAAGCUUUAGUUCGCCUGAUCAAUCUGAUAAUAAUCUUCCCAUGUCAUGGGCUAAUAAUGGGCUCCUUAACUACGCCACCCAACUCCAAAACAAGAACCACACAGCUUAUCAACCCUACUUGCAGAUGAAGAACAACCCUAGCCUUCCUCAACAAUCUCUACCAGACACCAUUGCUGCCGCAACCAAGGCGAUCACAGCAGACCCCAACUUCCAAUCCGCCCUAGCAGUCGCUCUCAAGUCGAUCAUCGGCAAUGGUAGCAGUGGAGCUGUCCCAGCGACUAUAGGGGAUCAUUCUCACGGAGCGGGAGACAGCAACAGCUUUGGCCACAAGUUGAGGUGGAGCACCGAACCCUUUUCGACAGCCUCUUCUCUCCUCCCCCAGGCGUUACAAGCAAACGGGUGCUCGUCGAGUUUCUUGAACAGAUCAAGCUUGUCUUCUCAACUUGGAAGUUUUGUGAUCCCACCUCCUUCGUUGCCAUUCUCAUUGUCAAAAGCCGCGUCCCCGAACGAUAACAGGGAUCGCACAAAUUUGUUAUAAUGAGGGAGAAAGUUGUGUAGCAUGAUAAAGAUGUAGCUGUACCAAGCAAACAACGUGUUUACAAAGAAGGGUUGGAACAACUAUUUGUUUGUUUAUUGCAGAGUUAGAUUGGUGAUAUGUUAGUGUUUGAGAUGGAAAAUCGUUGGCCUUUGAUGCAGCCAGUCAUGCAUUUAAGAUUGACAACACUCUCAUGGAAAAAUCCCUCAUCUAUAAGGCCUCAUCUUUGACUUUGUCAUAAAGACUUGUCAUUUCCCAUGCAUUGAAACUUGCAUCAAGACUCUUUUAGAGAACCACAAGCAUUGGAGAUAUUGUUCAUUUAAUAACUUAUAGUUUUUAUGUAAUUUAUAGUUUCU
Messenger RNA from Eucalyptus grandis, 2227 nucleotides. RefSeq names its product WRKY transcription factor 72B. The record is from RefSeq and is a predicted model, not a curated record. Lineage: Eukaryota; Viridiplantae; Streptophyta; Magnoliopsida; Myrtales; Myrtaceae. Gene Ontology annotation, biological process: regulation of DNA-templated transcription. Gene Ontology annotation, molecular function: DNA-binding transcription factor activity; sequence-specific DNA binding.